Pelagomonas calceolata is the source of this 1617-nucleotide messenger RNA. NCBI's taxonomy places the organism in Eukaryota, Pelagophyceae, Pelagomonadales, Pelagomonadaceae. The record is from the annotation of a GenBank genome assembly.
CUGUGUUCUCGUCUCCGUCGCUUGGGCCCGGGGAAGGACGGGCCGCUUGUAGGAAUCGCCAGGGAGUUGUUUUUCGGCCGAGGGAGGAGGUACUAAGACGCCGGACGCGCGGCGCGCCCAGCAUGCCCAAAAACGCCAGUUUGCUAGAUUCGUCCGGUUGGGCGGAGCAAUAGGCUGCGGCAGGGGUGUUCCCACGGCUCCUAGACACCCCAGAAGGCAGCUGAAAGCUGAUGACGACGGCCACGCGCAGCUGUAGAGGACGUCUAUCUACAACCCCGGCUAACCUGGGCCCGUCACCACCCCCGUGCGGCUUGCUGGUUGCAAUCUUUGCCGACGGACGCAGCGUGUUGGCGAGCGUCGCGUCGCGGGACGCCAGCUUCGGAGUCUCGGAUCCAGCCUCGCUCAUAGCCCCAAAACAGCGCCGCGGCACGCCCGUGGCGCCCCCAAACGGGACCCAGACAUGCCGCGACCCGGCAGACGACGACGGCAUACUCCCACAACAGCCCUCCUGCUCCUAGCAACAAAAACCGCCGCGUCGACGCUCUCGCUCCGGCCCAAAACAACAAUCAAGCCGCAGAUUAAUAUUGUGGACUACCCGCCGGCGCCGCCGGACCCGACGGACUUUAGUUUUGAUUAUGACGCCGCCGAGGCCGCGGCGAACGCGCCCCGUUUAUUAACCAAGGACGAGGAGGUCGCGCUCGCGCGGUCGGUCCAAAGAUUACGCCGGUUGGAAGACGUGCGCAGCGCGCUGGCGCACGGCACGGGGCGCACGGAGGAGCAGGUGCCGGACUUCGAGUGGGCCCAGACGCUGGGCGUGGACUUUGAGUACCUCAGCGCCGAGAAGCAGCGCGGCGCCGCGGCGCGCGCGACGCUAACCCAGGCGAACCUGAGAUUGGUAGUGAGCAUCGCGAAGCGCUACCGGUUCUGCGGGUUAGAUAGGGAGGACCUGCUCCAGGAGGGCGCCUUCGGCCUGUCGCGCGCCGUCGAGCGCUUCGACCCGGAGCGCGGCUUUCGCUUCUCGACCUACGCGACGUUCUGGAUCCGCCAGGCGGCGCUAAGAGCGCUGGCCGAGCAGAGCCGGGUCAUCCGCUUGCCCGCUCAUGUCCACGACCAGCUCGCUUCUCUGAGAAAGGCGUCGCGCGCGCUCCAGUCCGAACUGGGCCGGGACGCGUCGACGGACGAGCUCGCGGACCACCUCUCGGCGUCGGCGGAAAAGGUCGAUUUCUUGCGGCGCUGCGAGCAGCAGGACCCGCAGUCCCUCGAGGCGGCGCGCCAGGUGAAUAGAGGUAAGGGUUCCAUGGCGAGCAACCAAAACGGUAACGCGCCGAACUUCGCCGAGCUCCUCGCCGACCAGACGCCGGCGCCGGAGCAGGUCGUGGAACAGGCGCACCGCUACGAGCGCGUGACGAAGCUUUUCGACAGCGCGCUGACGGCGCGCGAGCGCGACGUCCUCGGCAUGACGUUCGGGCUCGGCGGCCGCGCGCCGCUGUCGAAAACGAAGAUCGCGGAGCUGCUCCGCGUCUCGCGCGAGCGCGUCCGCCAGAUCGAGGUCCGCGCGCUCGGAAAGCUCCGCUCGCACGUCCGCGAGCCGCGUGCCGCCUAACAAUUCUAGUAGUU